GACAAACUCAACUGUUUGAACCGGACAUUUGCCAUCAGAGCUUCACUCCAGGAACACGCUCUGCGGGUCUGGACAUCAUGUCUAUGCGCUUUUCUUCUGCAUCCAGACGGCUUGGCUCCAGCGGGGGAGCGGGUUUUGGGGCUGGAAAUGCAUGUGGUGUGCCGGGCAUUGGAAGUGGCUUCUCUUGCGCUUUUGGGGGCAGCUCAUCUGCGGGAGGCUAUGGAGGGGGACUGGGUGGGGGGAGUGCUUCUUGCGCUGCCUUCACUGGGAAUGAACACGGCCUCCUGUCGGGCAAUGAGAAGGUGACGAUGCAGAACCUGAACGACCGCUUGGCCUCCUACCUGGAAAAUGUGCGAGCACUAGAGGAGGCCAACGCUGACCUGGAGCAGAAGAUCAAGGGCUGGUACGAGAAAUUCGGGCCUGGUUCUUGCCGUGGUCUUGAUCAUGAUUACAGCAGAUACUUCCCAAUAAUUGAUGACCUUAGGAACCAGAUCAUUUCUGCAACUACCAGCAAUGCCAAUGUUAUCCUGCAAAAUGAUAAUGCAAGACUAACAGCUGAUGACUUCAGGCUAAAGUUUGAAAAUGAACAGGCCCUUCACCAGAGUGUUGAUGCGGAUGUCAGCGGUUUGCGCAGGGUCCUGGACGAGCUGACUCUGUGCAGAACCGACCUAGAGAUCCAGCUGGAAACCCUGAGCGAGGAGCUGGCUUACCUCAAGAAGAAUCAUGAGGAGGAAAUGAAGGCGCUGCAGUGCGCGGCCGGCGGGAACGUGAACGUGGAGAUGAACGCGGCACCCGGGGUGGACCUCACCGUCCUGCUGAACAACAUGCGGGCCGAGUACGAGGCCCUGGCCGAGCAGAACCGCCGGGACGCCGAGGCCUGGUUCAACGAGAAGAGCGCCUCCCUGCAACAGCAGAUCUCCGACGACGCUGGUGCCACCACCUCUGCUCGGAAUGAGCUGACCGAGAUGAAACGCACUCUUCAAACCCUGGAGAUCGAACUCCAGUCCCUCUUGGCAAUGAAACACUCCCUGGAGUGCUCCCUGACGGAGACAGAAGGCAACUACUGUGCGCAGCUCUCCCAGAUCCAAGCUCAGAUCGGGGCCCUGGAGGAGCAGCUGCACCAGGUCAGAACCGAGACGGAGGGCCAGAAGCUGGAGUACGAGCAGCUCCUUGACAUCAAGGUCCACCUGGAAAAGGAAAUUGAGACUUACUGCCGCCUGAUUGAUGGAGAGGAUGGCUCUUGUGUUAAAUCAAAAGGCUAUGGAGGACCAGGGAAUCAGAUAAAAGAGUCCUCUAAAACCACUAUGGUUAAAACAAUUGUUGAAGAAAUAGAUCCUCGUGGCAAAGUUCUCUCCUCCAGAGUUCACACUGUGGAAGAGAAAUCCACCAAAGCCAACAACGUGAAGAGUGAACAGAGGGUGCCUUCCUGAACUCCAGAAGAAGAGCCCCUAAAUUAAAAUACCAAACUGAAGCUCGGUUCCUAAAUAAAAUCUCGCUUACUUUUUUGCUUUUCUUCCGAUGAAUUAAGACAAGCUAUUUGUCAAAUGGUAACAUUUCUUUGGCUUUCUCUAUGGUGGCAUGUCAAUAAAAGUUCUUCCUGUUGCAA
Mustela erminea (ermine) is the source of this 1606-nucleotide messenger RNA. Its product is annotated as keratin, type I cytoskeletal 27. NCBI's taxonomy places the organism in Eukaryota, Metazoa, Chordata, Mammalia, Carnivora, Mustelidae. Bases 78 to 1430 code for a protein of 450 amino acids. Gene Ontology annotation, molecular function: structural molecule activity. The transcript is spliced from 8 exons. The record is from RefSeq and is a predicted model, not a curated record. Gene Ontology annotation, biological process: intermediate filament organization; hair follicle morphogenesis.